AUGUUCGGCUUUGUGGUCACGUUUGUGUCAUGUAUCGCCAUUGCUGGCGCGAGCCUAGGUCACGCUAGCACAGUAGCGAGUCGCCGGCAACCACUAGAGUUCGAUGCAGUCCUCACUAGCGAUGAGCCGACUCCGUCUAUCACUUUGACGCCUCAUGUGUACGCGGCGGUUUCUGUGCUUCCUGAGCACGGGGGCUUGGUGAGUGGUACCCUGCCUACAGCAGUACAACCCGACUUGGUGCCCGAGUCUUCAUUCAAUGGCAUUGCCUCAGCAGUGCCAGACGCUCAUCCGGUACAGGCGACGCGAACCGCAUUGGGGAUCACUCGCGAAGGGGAACAACAUGUUGGCAACAAACCGAGACAUGAACCCGAGCAAAAUCAUGUGCGCGUGCAAAUCAACAGCCCCGGCGCGAGCCUCUCACCGCGUGCUCCUCCCCCUUUCAGCACAGCUAGCUGGUAUACCUCUCCCGAGACAGAGCACAGCCACCAUCGGUUUCGCCCUGAGGUGCGACACCCUGGUUCAGACGUGAAAGCCGGCGACAACCCAUCUGUCCUAUCUCCCCGGGAGGCGGGCCAAGAACGUGCGAAGUCAACGGUCCCUCUAGCACCACCACUGCGGCAAUCCUGGCUCUUCUCUGCGACUCGUGGGAAACUUCACGAAGCAAUCGAGUUCAUGAAGAACACGGGGGGCACCGUACGGCUCCAGCCAUCGCCGUCCACCAAUUACGCAGGCUUCGCAUUCACUGAGCCAGCUGCUAGCCUGGUGUACGGAGCGGGUGCAGACGGUGGACAUGGCCAGUCUUACCCGGCUCCUCCCGGUGAAUCACACUCGCAGGGGGAUGAAGGCCGAGAUAUUCAUGGCCAGCAUGACAUGCUUACCCAGUUCUACGGAACGCCAAGCAGUGCCGUGGCCGGCCGGGACGUAUACGUCGACGAGAGUUUCGCCUCGUCCACAGAGUCUUUGUCACGACCUGCGUUGCCUCCCCAUCAAAGUGCGACCCUCUCGAUGACGCACCGCAAAGACACUACCACAACGCCAUGGACGGGAGCUAAUCUGGCAUUCCCGCUGGCAACAAAGGCUUACCAGUUCAUGGUACCGCGAGCCGAGCUGUUCCUCGCCUCGUCCAGAUACGCAGAGGAGUAUCUUGAUCUCUUUGCCGCCCUCUACUGCCUAUUUCAGAAGUGGUCUUGCAACAACGUGCACGAGUUUGCGGAGCAGACAAGGCGCCAUCACAACGUCACAACGGCGGGCGAUUCAGCGGGUGCAGAAGGAGGACGCAGUUCUUGA
Messenger RNA from Besnoitia besnoiti, 1287 nucleotides. RefSeq lists its product as uncharacterized. Bases 1 to 1287 code for a protein of 428 amino acids. The record is from RefSeq and is a predicted model, not a curated record. Lineage: Eukaryota; Apicomplexa; Conoidasida; Eucoccidiorida; Sarcocystidae. The transcript has a single exon.